This is a messenger RNA of Labrus mixtus (cuckoo wrasse), 738 nucleotides long. RefSeq names its product NADH dehydrogenase [ubiquinone] iron-sulfur protein 3, mitochondrial-like. Gene Ontology annotation, molecular function: NADH dehydrogenase (ubiquinone) activity. The record is from RefSeq and is a predicted model, not a curated record. The transcript has 4 exons. The coding region runs from base 1 to 729 and encodes 242 amino acids. NCBI's taxonomy places the organism in Eukaryota, Metazoa, Chordata, Actinopteri, Labriformes, Labridae.
AUGUCGGGCGCGUUAGCACGGCUGCUCUUCUACCCGACAUUAACCUACAAUGUUGUCAUGGAGAAAGUGUCCCUCAGACGCUGGUUUGACCGAGUGGACGACACCGUGAUCCUGGGACCGCUGCCGUUCAGAUCCAUGACAAAACAGAGCAGUGUUUCCUCUUUUUUAACAAUUAGGGGUGGUGGCCUGGUCCCCGGCGGGGGAUUGAAUGAAUGUGAGUUUUGUGUGAUUAGAGCUGUCGUUGUUGAAUUGUCCUCUUUUCUUUAUGCAGCCACCGUCAGGCCCAAGGAUGCCGUCACUCACAACCAGCUGACAGCGUUUGGGGAGUAUGUGUCCGAAAUGAUGCCCAAAUACAUCCAGCAGGUUCAGGUGACCUGUUAUAAUGAGCUGGAGGUGAUGAUCCAUCCUGAUGGCGUUGUCCCUGUGCUGACCUUCCUGAGGGACCACACCAACGCCCAGUUCAGGAACAUGAUCGACCUGACGGCUGUCGACAUCCCCUCACGGCAGAACCGCUUUGAGAUUGUGUACAACCUGCUGUCGCUGCGCUACAACUCCCGUAUCCGUGUUAAGACGUACACAGAUGAGUUAACCCCUGUGGACUCUGCUGUGCCGGUCCACAUGGCUGCAAACUGGUACGAGAGGGAGCUGAGUCAGAACCUGCAGGCCCAGUCUGAAGAGUCAGCAUUUAUUUAUUUGAAUCCCACGUCAGUCUUUCUCAGUGGGGACUAAAAAAAGGGG